Fusarium keratoplasticum is the source of this 1497-nucleotide messenger RNA. RefSeq lists its product as uncharacterized. Lineage: Eukaryota; Fungi; Ascomycota; Sordariomycetes; Hypocreales; Nectriaceae. Bases 1 to 1497 code for a protein of 498 amino acids. The record is from RefSeq and is a predicted model, not a curated record. The transcript has 4 exons. Gene Ontology annotation, molecular function: succinate-semialdehyde dehydrogenase (NAD+) activity.
AUGUCUCUCCCCUUCACGUUAAAUGACCCCUCACUCCUCCAUGAGGCUUCGCUGCUCAAGGGCAAAUGGGUGCAAGCCCAGGCCGGCAAGCGCUUUAAUGUCGAGGAUCCCGGCUCUGGCAAGAUCUGGGCCACCUCGCCUACCAACCAAGUCGAAGACGUCGACCAAUACAUCGAGUCCUCUCAGACCGCCUUCAAGAGCUUCCGCUACACCAACCCUCGCGAACGAGCCAAGAUCCUCCUCAAGUGGCACGAGCUCAUCACCAACGCCCGCGAGGACAUUGCCAAGAUAGUCGUCUACGAGACGGGAAAGCCCAUGGCCGAGGCUGUAGGUGAAGUCGAUUACGCACUUGGUUUCGCUUGGUGGUUUGCAGGCGAAGCUGAGCGUGUCCGCGGUACAAUUGCGCUGCCGUCUGUUUCUAACCGUCGAACCUUUGUUAUUAAGCAACCCAUUGGUGUGAGCGUCGCUCUUGUGCCUUGGAACUUUCCUGUUGCUAUGAUUAUCCGCAAGGUUGCCGCGGCUCUAGCUGCCGGUUGCACUAUGGUUGUCAAGCCUUCUCCCGAGAGUCCCUUCAGCGUUAUGGCCCUCGCCGAUCUGGCCCUCCGAGCUGGACUGCCCGCCGGUGUGCUUAACGUCAUCUCGACCGACAACACCAACACACCAUCAGUCAGCGAGAGACUCUGCAAGCACCCCUUGGUCCGAAAGGUCACCUUCACAGGAAGCACCAACGUUGGAAGCAUUGUCGCCAAGCAUUGCGCCGAGGGCCUGAAGAAGGUCACCAUGGAACUUGGUGGCAACUGUCCGUUCCUCAUCUUUGACGACGGUGACCUAGACCAAGCUGUUGCCGCACUUAUGAUCCUCAAGUGGCGCACAGCUGGCCAGGCUUGCACGCACGCCAACCGAGUUUACGUGCAAAGCGGCGUGUACGACAAGUUUACCCAAAAGAUGUUGGAGGCCACGAAAAAGCUCAAAGUGGGCCAUGGCGCCGAGACAGGGACGACCAUGGGUCCCCUGACAACAGGCCGACAAGUUGAAAAGGUCGAGAAGCAUGUAUCCGAUGCCGUUAGCAAGGGAGGCAAGAUCCUAUGUGGCGGAAAGAGACCGUCUGGGUUAAAGAAUGGCUACUUCUUUGAGCCCACCAUCAUCUCGGGGAUGACGCCUGACAUGUUGACUACGCAAGAGGAGAUAUUUGGUCCUCUACUGGGUAUCUACAAGUUCGAGACGGAGGAGGAAGCUGUGGAGUUGGCCAACAACACAUCUAUGGGCCUAGCUUCGUACUUUUACACCAAGGAUGUCAGUCGUACAUGGAGGCUUCUCGAGAGCCUUGAGGCUGGUAUGAUUGGAAUGAAUACCGGAAAUGCAUCAUGCGCCGAGUCUCCUUUCGGCGGUAUCAAGUCUUCGGGCUAUGGCAAGGAGGCCGGGAAGGAUGUUGCCAUUGAAGAGUAUCUCAUCUCCAAGACGGGGACGCUCACAGUCGAUGGUGCUCCCACACCUUGA